Molecule: messenger RNA, 1438 nt
Organism: Chiloscyllium plagiosum (whitespotted bambooshark)
Lineage: Eukaryota; Metazoa; Chordata; Chondrichthyes; Orectolobiformes; Hemiscylliidae
Gene: rnf11b
Product: ring finger protein 11b
Biological process (GO): ubiquitin-dependent protein catabolic process
Cellular component (GO): ubiquitin ligase complex
Molecular function (GO): ubiquitin protein ligase activity
Source: RefSeq, a predicted model, not a curated record
CCCACCCCCACACACCCUGAAUUACAGGGUGGCUUGUUUUUGUUUUGCUUUCGGUGACAGGCAGAAAUAAGAGGAACGGGCGGGCCUAGUUUUCUGACAGGAAAGAAGAUCUUCUGUUUUUGGUGGUAGAGAGGGAGGAAGCGACGUUUCCCAUAAAGAAGCGAGCGUUGAUUUUUUAAAACACACCCGUUUUCCGUCAGUUUUUAAGCUUUCUCCUCGCUUUCCCCACGCCGUAUCUUGCAGUGAUGGUAAAUACGGUGUAAUAUUCAAGGAAAAAUAUGGGAAAUUGUUUGAAAUCUCCUACGUCAGAUGAUAUUUCUUUGCUUCAUGAGUCUUCUGACCGGGCGAGUUACGGAGACGGCACCGAAAUAGACCAGGAGCCGCCGCCGCCAUAUCAGGAACAAGCUCAGGUUCCUGUCUACCAUCCUACUCCAAGUCAAACCCGGCUGGCCACUCAACUUACUGAAGAAGAACAGAUCAGAAUAGCGCAAAGAAUAGGUCUCAUUCAACACCUACCCAAAGGGGUCUAUGACCCAGGAAGCGAUGGAUCAGAAAAGAAAAUUAGAGAGUGUGUUAUAUGUAUGAUGGACUUCGUUUAUGGUGAUCCAAUUAGGUUUCUUCCAUGCAUGCAUAUUUAUCACCUGGACUGUAUAGAUGACUGGCUGAUGCGAUCCUUUACCUGCCCUUCAUGUAUGGAACCCGUGGAUGCUGCAUUGCUUUCUUCGUAUGAGACCAAUUGAGAAGACUUUGUCUUCUAUAUCUAGAUACCGUGGAUAAAACAAAAAUCCUGAUCUCUACCUUUUGAGCCAAAGAGUCAGAGAUUUGGAAAACCCUGAUUGUAUGCGAUCAUGUACUAAGUACAACACUGACGAUAACUCAUGACUGCAGUGGUUUAAAAACUUGUAUAUAAUACUUAAAUGCUGUUAUUAAAAAAAAAAGUAACUUACAAAGCCCUGACCACACGUGAACCUUAAAGAUGGGCUAAUACAUGUGAAAUAAUCAUUAAUUUGUCACAUAGCACAAAACCAUGAUUAUGGUGCAGCAUGCAUUUCAAACGUUUUUUUGUAAGACAUAACUCGCAUGUUAAAGGAACAGUAUCUUCUAUUUGACAUCUUACUACGGCCAUUUAUAAUUGUUUUAUUUUUAAUGCAUGGAGUAUCAUUUUCACACAGAUCGAUGGUUCCAAAAGUAUCCCAUGCAGCAGAACUCUCAGGAACAAUGGGUGCUUACUUUCUUUUGGUAUAAUAAUUAUUUGGUUUGGGGGGGGGGGGGGAGUAUAAAGAGCAUUUCUAAACUCAUUUUUGAGACAUUCUUAAACUUUACAUCUGAAGCCUAAUAUACUUAAGAACAUACGUGUGUGUGUGUGUAUGUAUGUGGGGGAAAAAAAGCAAGCGAAUGAGUAUCUGCUUGUAGAUUUUUAUAAAUAGUUAACAUUUAU